AUUUAUUAGCUAAAACCUGCCUCAGAUCAUAAAUACACUAUGAAAAACAAUGACAUUUAUGGUUAAAAUAGCAGCUGUUGGUGUAGAAACAAUUUUCACUCAUAAAUUGCUAGUAAAUUUAAGUAACACUUUAAAUUAAAAACAGAACUUAAGUCCAGUAAUCUGAUUUAUUUACAAAAAAUUAAACAUAUCUUUUACAUUGUAGCAGGAUUUUACAGAUUAAGUUUACAUUUACAGUAAAAACAUGCAUUUCCUUAACUGAAAUAAUGCUGAUAUACCUUUUUCCUUUAUGUUAUACUGACAAACACCAUAAAACACAGGCAGUAAAGAGAAAACCACAUGAUGACUCAAAGUUCAUCACAAGGAGCUGAGGAUAUUAAUAAACUAAAGAUACAUACAAAACGCCAUCAUGGAAACACAGAACAUUAAAAUAAUAUAAGAAACAUUCAUCUAACAACAUAAGAUGAAUGAUAUAACAUCAAACCCUAAUGUACAAAACUGACAAUAAAAAACUAAGAAUAAACACAGAUAUUUCUAUAAAAAAACAAAAACCUUUUUUCCAUUUUGAAACGCUGUGCAUUUGUCAGUAUUUUAGUGUGAAAUUACAUGAAAUGUUCAGUUAGAUCUAAUAAAGUUCGUCACAGUACUGUUACCACUUACUGUAGCAUCUUUGCAGUCUUUUACUGUUAAAAAUGUGAUGUUUACAGAGUAUGCAUGGAAAUGCGAGUGUGUAUUGUAUGUUGGGCUCUGUGUGUCUGUAUAAACUGUAAUCCCGCUGCUGAUUAUCCCUGCAUUUCUAUUGUUGUGUCCGUCUGCCUGCAUUCAGGCUUCAGUCCAGGAUCAUCACACUGACUCAGCUAACGAGAAUUCAGCCAGAGCUUCAUUAACACUCUGACUCACUAAAAGGUGUUUUGAUAGUGUUUGGCAAAUCACUUAUUUUCACUUUCUUUAAUAUAUGCUGUAUUUGUCACUCAGAAAUACUGGUUGUCUGGGCUUUGCCAAAUCAGUUUUUGAAGAAAAUUGCAAUUUAAAUACACAAAACAGAGUUCAGAUAAAGUACAUAAUAUUUUUAAAUAUUUUUCUAACAACACCAGUAUAGGAUUAGUGCAAAUAAUAUUACAUUUUAGCAUCAUUUAGAUAUCAUUUGUAUUUAUUAAUGAUCUAUAAUAAUGUUUUUAGUUAUUACUAUUUAUCUGUUUAAAAAGUUUAUUUGUCUGUAUGUUCUCAGUUCUACUUUCAUAUGCACUUGAUAUGUGACAAACCUUCAGCCAAUCAGAUCAGCAGAUUUCGGAGUGUGUUACUAUAAUACUCCUCGCUCCUCCCCGUCUCAGACGUCUAUAAUCUCUUAAGGAAAUCUGCUGAUGACUGGGACGCGCCGUCAGUCACAUACUCACUGUUUGUGUUGUUUUCAGGUGCUUCGCUUGCAUCAUACUAGUUUUUGAGCAUAUAUAUGUGGGUUAAAGGCCGGACGCUUGACCUGCAUUAGCUGUUAGGUGCAGGUCUUUCCACAGCGCACAUGCCUUAAGGUUCCUAGAGGUUUGUUUGCGUCCGCACAUUUUUAAAAGCAUCAGAGGAAUGUGACUUAAUGGGAAAAUAUGCAGCCAAGAAAAGUCAAUGCUGUCAAGGAUGUUAAAUAAAUGACUUCUGUCACUUUAAACCAGGUUUACUGUCAAGAAACUGGGAGGAAUGAAUCAUCAUGUAGACCCCAUUCGUGGCACUCCGCUAAAUCCACGGAUAACCCUACCAGCGACACUCCAAAAUCUGAACCCAACCCUGUACCUGACCCCACUUGGCAGACAAACUAUGAUGCAGGGUCACCCUCGAAAGACUUCACUAGCUGUUGGGGACAGACCAAUCUGCGACAAGUAUCCUGCCAGUUCAGCUCGGUGGGAAAUAUGGAAAGUGUAGAGCCCCCAUCUCACGCUUUCUCCAAAGAGCAACCGUUAUCGAGCAAACCCAACGGUGGAGCAGAUCACCCAGUGCUUGAGAGCGCCAACAGCAAACCUACUUCUGCAUGCAACACGAUUUUAUCAGGCACAGCUGACCACGGUGCACCUCGGUGUGUCAUUAAUACAGAAGGGAUGUUUUAUAGAGGCAUUCCCAGUGAUCUAGGAGUUCCCACUGACUGCCAUAGAUACCUGCAGAUCCCUAUGGGCAACGGUGGACGAGUGAGUCCCAGUGUGGAGGAGCAAGCUAGCUCCAAAUUCUCCUCCACUGGGAGAUCCAAUCAUAGACCCGUGUGGCAUAUUCCUGAGAACAAGAUGUCCACUACUCAAGCUCCUUCUCCACCCUUGCGUAGUGAUAGUUUCACGGCCACCAGAGUUCAUGAGAAGAGCUUGGUGGGAUCAUUCCCUGAAGGACUUUCUGUGUAUCCACCACAGAAACCUCACUGCAGAGCUGUGGACCAACAGUUGGACGGUGAACGAGGGCAUGAAGUGAGACACAGCUACAACCCACCUCCAAAGAAGGACUUUCUUCAGCCAUAUCUUUCGGUUGAGGACUACCCAAAUCAGCUAAACCCUACCAAACUCUUUUCCAAGUCAAGCACUGAUGUUAGACAAGGCCAGAACCCGUUUACAUAUGAACUUCAGCAUCAGAGACAACACAGCGAUGAUAGUACCUUUUCUGCACACCCCAACGCCACAUGUUCACCAAAGAUCCAGAGCGUUGGGAGCUACUACCGAAGCCUUCAAGAUUUGCCCACCAACACUGGCAGUCGAAACCAAGCCAGAACCUCCAUGGCCUUUGACCCUAACCAUGAGGGCCAGGCUCAUUUCCGCUACUACUGCAUCACUGCCCAGCAGCCAUCCUUGGAAUCACCUACGCAGGGUUGGAUGAAAGAUGAACGAAGGUCUGAAGUGGGAACCACCCAAGGUGCCUCAGACAGAAGCUUUGCUGGUUCUCAAAAGGUUGUGAAGACUAAGUAUCCCCAACUGUACCUCAGUGUACCUGAGAACAAGAGCUCCAACAGUUACAACAAACAGACCAUCAGUCCUCCUUCAUCUCAAGCUACAUCCCCAAAUCAUCUGACUUCAAAGUCCAGCUCUGGGGAAAGAGAGACUCCAAAGAAGAAAGAUGGAGUUAAGUCACAGCCUUUCAGGCAUGUAUCAAAUCACCAGAUGGAGCAGAAGCACUCUGCAUCCACUUACCACCAGGACAAUCCGUGGAUCAGCAAGCAGGAUCAGAAGAUCUGUCCAUACAAGACACCUUUGUUGCAUUCUUUGGCCCAAGAGAGCAAGAAGAUGGCAGAAAAAUCAGUGGCAGCCAAAGGAGGAAGUCAAGAAUCAACUGAUGCCAUUGGUGGCAAACAGGGAAGACGGAGUGACCGCUAUGCCACGACUCUACGCAACGAGAUCCAACAGAAGAGGGCCCAGCUUCAGAAAAGCAGAAGUGCAGCUACCUUGACCUGCUCAAGUGAAAUUGAGGAGGACUCUGACAUUUGGAAGUCCAAUGAGAACUCCACAUCAUCUUCUGAUGGCUCCUUCUCCAACACUUACAAGGAUCAUCUAAAGGAAGCCCAAGCCAAAGUUCUGAAGGCCACGUCAUUUAUGAGGAGGGACCUGGAGCUUCCUGGGAAUGAAAUUGCACUGGGUCAACCUCCUAAAAAACCUGGGACUGUCCAUGGACAAGUCACUCGCAUUGGGGGGCGUAAAAGGUUUCCCAUGGAUAAAAAGAUACACUCCUUCUCCGAACCAGACAAGAUCAAUGAAGUAGGAGUAGAGGAUAAGGCAGCUGGGUCCUUUGUGGACCGAUAUAAGUUCUUUGAAAGUUCCUGCAAACCAGUUCACCAAAGGCCCAUUGCAAAGCAAUCCCUGCUCAGUCCCACUGAAGACCAAGAUGAGAGGAAGACUAGAUUAACUGGAGAAACUGAAAGCAUCCAUCAAUCUCCCUUAAAACAGAGUAAAUCAAGCCAUUCUGAUCUUCAUACUGAGGAGCAACAACGACUUGGUACAUUUGCAGAAUAUGAAGCUACAUGGAACAUGCAGAAGAAGCCAGUGGAAAGAAGAACCACAGGCAGAUAUCAUUCAGCUGAAAAUAUCCUCGACUCAGGCUUGGAGGAAUCAAGCAGCACAGUUUGUGUUCAUGAAAGAUCCCGUUCUUCUCCUUCUGCUGACUUCUACGGACAGAAAAUUCCUCUGCCAACCAGAAAGUCUCCUGUGGAAUCUCCACCUGAACCCAAGGACCAACAAGAGGCCCGUAUCAGUAGUGUAUCUGAAAGAGAGCAUGGUCUGCUCAACAUCUCCGAACCUCUAGAGUCCAUCACACUGAACGUUCUGAUAAGUGACAUGGAGGCUCUUUCCCCCAACCAGAAUCCCAGACUUGAUACGAGGCAUCCGCCACCUUUCUCCUCGCAUCAUCUCCAGGUUCCCGUGUCAGAGCAACUGCUUCCUAAAAACAAAAGUCCUGAACCGCAGAGGUCUGCUCAACCCAAACAACCAGAAACCACAUGCCCUUUCAGAGCCUCCCAGGAAGCUAGGGUUCAGACGUCUUCCCCUGAGCCAACUCAAGGACCAUGUCCAUCAGAACAUCUGGAGAAAGACAAAAGCCAGCUCGCUGCACCAGAGGACAAUCAGAAAUCAGACACUGAGGGGACAUUAUCUCACAAACCACAUCUUCUGGGUGGUCCCUUCAUUUCUCCGAAGCAGAACGUUGAUCUGACGGUAACCUCAGCCAACAGAACACGUUCUCCAUCUCCUCAGUUCUUUCCACAGAGGCUCACAGAUGAACCUCCUGCAGCUGUGCAGAAUAGUAAGAAGGAGGAAACAUCAGAGCCAAACACUGUUGGGCGGAAGGUCCCCAUACAGAUCGUUUGUACCGAAAAUGGUUCAGAGAGAGAAAAUCGCAACUAUCUGCCACAGGGUGAAUCAUCUGGAUGCUCUGAGGUGCCUAAAACUGGCCAGCUAAAAAAACUAGAUUCUCCAGAGCAAUCAAAGUCACCGUUUAUUGCCUACACCCGCCCGGAUCCAAGCAGAAAUGCAGAACAUCAGGCUGACGAGUUGGUACAAGACAAUAAAGAGCGGGUGAGGAGCAAUGGUGUGGGCGAACACUCUGAGGAGGAUCUGAAACGAGAGGAGCUGGCCAGGGAUAUCAUGGGGAAGGACAAGAGUCUAGUGGACAUCUUGGAUCAGAGUAAAAUGAUGACUACCAUGGAUCUGAUGGAGGGAAUAUUUCCACAGGGGGAGCAGCUCCUGGAGGGAGCGCAGCAGAGGAGGAAAGCAUCCUCCAAACAGACUUCUCCCAAAAAUACACAGCAGAGGGUGGAGGACAAUAUGGCGUCAUCAGUGUCAUUAGUGAGCAGUUCGUCGUAUUAUAGCACAUCUGCACCCAAAGCAGAGCUGCUAAUAAAAAUGAAGGACAUGCAGGAGCACAUGGAGGAACAGGAUUCAGAGGAUGAACUCGAUUAUGACCUGUCCAGCAAGAAGCAAGAGUUGAUUGACAGCUUAAGUAAGAAGCUGCAGGUGCUGCGAGAGGCGCGUGAAAGCCUGCAGGAGGACAUGCAAGACAAUAACGUUCUGGGAGAGGAAGUGGAGGCCACCGUACAGACCGUCUGCAAACCCAAUGAGAUGGAGAAGUUUCGCAUGUUUGUGGGCGACCUGGACAAAGUGGUCAGUCUGCUGCUGUCACUGUCCGGCCGACUGGCACGCGUGGAAAACGCCCUGAACAACCUGGAGGAGGGAACAUCAGCGGAUGAGAAGCACACUUUGAUUGAGAAACGCAAACUGCUGAUUCGCCAGCACGAAGACGCCAAAGAGCUGAAGGAGAACUUGGACCGAAGGGAACGUCUGGUUUAUGAGAUUCUGGCCAGUCACCUCAGCGAAGAGUGUCUCGCAGACUACCGGCACUUCGUCAAAAUGAAGUCAGCGCUCAUCAUUGAGCAGCGCAAACUGGAGGAUAAGAUCAAACUGGGUGAAGAGCAGCUCAAAUGUCUGAAGGACAGUCUGCCGCUGGACCAGAGACUGAUGUACUGAACUAUACUGAACUCUGAACUGGUUUUCACUAGACUGGACUAAACUAGACUCUAAGUAUUGCUUGCGUGCAUUGGAUAGAUUUAUUACAAUCAACACACAAUCAUUCUUAUAUCAGUUUUGAGCUUUCCAUUGAUUCCAGUUUAAAGUAUUUUAGUGAAUUCAUUCAUGCUUUGAAUCCGCUCACGUUUUCAGGGAUGUGCUGUAUAAAACUCUCUCCUGUUUUUUAAAGGAUCUUUUAAAGGAAGUUUUUUCUACCUGUAUAUACAUGUUCAGCUAAUUUAUUUUGCUGCUGAAAGCUAACGGUGCUAUUUACUGAAAGGUUAGAUCUGCUUAUUCUUGACUAGAUCCACACUGAAAGCUGUUUUACUCAUUUUGAUGUAAAUGUUUUAAACUUUCCUGUUUUUUUAACUUCAUGAAAUAACCAUAUAGUUCAAAAUAACUCAUCUUGUAUCUAAAAUAUGGUCCUGUGAACCAGAAAAAUAAUUUGAUAUACUGUUCAUAAACAUGCUUGCAGUGCACUUCUGCAAUAAAUUGGAAUAAAAAUAAAAUAUUGUGCAACUUC
This is a messenger RNA of Labeo rohita (rohu), 6531 nucleotides long. It is a transcript of the gene shroom2b, whose product is annotated as shroom family member 2b. Gene Ontology annotation, cellular component: apical plasma membrane; cortical actin cytoskeleton; adherens junction. Gene Ontology annotation, biological process: actin filament organization. The transcript has 9 exons. Lineage: Eukaryota; Metazoa; Chordata; Actinopteri; Cypriniformes; Cyprinidae. The coding region runs from base 1638 to 5969 and encodes 1443 amino acids. Gene Ontology annotation, molecular function: actin filament binding. The record is from RefSeq and is a predicted model, not a curated record.